Messenger RNA from Arvicola amphibius (Eurasian water vole), 1221 nucleotides. It is a transcript of the gene Cimap2, whose product is annotated as lymphocyte expansion molecule. The transcript has 10 exons. The coding region runs from base 13 to 1221 and encodes 402 amino acids. The record is from RefSeq and is a predicted model, not a curated record. Lineage: Eukaryota; Metazoa; Chordata; Mammalia; Rodentia; Cricetidae.
CCUCGCAACACCAUGUCCACCCACCCAAAGUGGUUCAAAGGGGCGCCCUUCGGGGUGCAGAGCCACAGGUUUGAUGUCUCUGCUGUUUAUCCCAACCAGAAGAAAUUAAGCACCUUCACAGAGGCCCCGUACUCCAGGCAUUAUUCUGUGGAUCAGUCCCAUAUAGGACCUGGGACCUAUAACUCCAAGGAUACCUGCUUCAGCAAGAAGUUUCUGGAACAGAAGAUGGGCUCAGGCUGGGCUCGGGCCCAGGAAGCCACUCGACUAACCCAGCUACCCCACUUCCAGUACCGAAGUAUCAUGAAGGAAAGACAGCAGCAGGUGCACAAGCUGGGACCUGGCUCUUACAACUUCAAAGACUUCUUGACCCAGAUGCAGGAGAAACCACAGAGCAAGCGGGGACUGCUCAGCUCUGGGGAGAUGCGCUUCCGAGGACUCAUCGGGAACUAUUAUCCAGGCCCUGGAAAUUAUGGGGAGAAGGGUAACCCAUACACACGGCUGGAGGAGAAUGCCUGGAACCGCUCACAUUCCGAGGGCCUUAUGUGUAGGAUGUCCAACAAGCCACCACCCCUGUCUCACCAGGGCAGUGGCCUGGGACCUGGUACCUACACCAUCAAAAGUGGCAUCGAGAGCUUCGUGAACCGAUCCACUGGUACUCGUGGCCCCUACGACAUUUUCUCUGGUGACCGAAGCAAGCCUAUACCCUACGGACAUUAUUCCAUGCAGAGAAAGAAGUCCAGGGAGCUGACAAAUUUCAAGAGCUUCGUGGAGGAACUCAACUCACAACACAACAAGAAGCGUGGCACUUUUUCAAAACUUCCCCGAGAACCGAAACACCCCACGGAGAGAAUUUUUUGGACUACUCUUAGUCAGUACCCCAGAAAUCUGGAUAUAGCUGGCCCUGGUUCUUAUCUUCCUCAUGAGACGGAACAGAAACACGUCAACCGGCCGCCAUUCCUCCUGGCCUCCAAGCGGUCAGGCAAUAAGGCCUACCAGAUGUUUUUGGGAAACUGGAACCCAGUUGGGGUAGGCCGCUACCUCAACACCACACUGAUGGAGACCAAAGACAGAAGGCAGCGAUUCCGCUCUCUGUUCCUGAACGGAGCCAAGCGCUACCCGGAUGACCCAAUCCGAGACAGACACUUGCAGGAACGGAUCACACCUUUUACGAAGGGCAAGUGCCCUCCAACUGUGGAUUACAAUUCAGAUCCUACUCCUUAA